This is a messenger RNA of Girardinichthys multiradiatus, 2242 nucleotides long. RefSeq names its product solute carrier family 23 member 1 (gene slc23a1). The record is from RefSeq and is a predicted model, not a curated record. Gene Ontology annotation, biological process: transmembrane transport. Gene Ontology annotation, cellular component: membrane. Bases 87 to 1922 code for a protein of 611 amino acids. The transcript has 14 exons. Lineage: Eukaryota; Metazoa; Chordata; Actinopteri; Cyprinodontiformes; Goodeidae. Gene Ontology annotation, molecular function: transmembrane transporter activity.
ACUGGACUUUAUCCUGAAGCUCAGAAACACAAGCCUCUGUAUGUGUGUGUAUCUUCAGUUUUCAGAGGCACACAGCUGCAGCUCAGAUGGAAGAGGACACCAAGAGUCAGGAUCACUUGGAAGAUGGACGAGGCCACAAAUUGGGCAAGGCCGACUCACCUAUCAGACGACAGAGUAAAAUAAACCAGCCAAUCAGAACAGAGAAGGCGGACAUGAUUUACACCAUUGAAGAUGUCCCACCAUGGUACCUAUGCAUCCUACUGGGACUACAGCAUUACCUGACAUGUUUCAGCGGCACUGUUGCAGUCCCGUUUCUUUUGGCUGACGCUAUGUGUGUCGGACGCGACCAAAACACUGUAAGUCAGCUGAUUGGAACAAUUUUCACCACUGUUGGAAUCACAACUCUGAUCCAGACCACCUUGGGAGUCAGGCUUCCUAUGUUUCAGGCCAGUGCUUUUGCCUUCCUGAUUCCUGCUCAGGCGAUCCUCAGCCUGGACCGUUGGAGGUGUCCCAGUGAAGAUGUGAUUUAUGGGAACUGGAGUCUUCCCCUUAACACUUCCCAUAUCUGGCAACCUCGCAUCAGAGAGAUCCAGGGAGCCAUCAUCAUGUCCAGUCUGGUGGAGGUUGUGAUUGGUUUGUGUGGAUUACCUGGUCUACUGUUGGAGUACAUCGGUCCACUCACCAUCACACCAACAGUCUCCCUGAUCGGUCUGUCUGUGUUCACAACUGCUGGAGACAGAGCCGGAUCCCACUGGGGCCUAUCUGCUUUGUGUAUGCUGCUGAUUGUGCUAUUUGCUCAGUACCUGAGAAGUACAUCACUUCCCAUCCCUGUGUACAGCAGAACAAAAGGACUGACUUCCACUAGAGUCCAGAUCUUCAAGCUGUUUCCUAUCAUCCUCGCCAUAAUGGUGGUUUGGCUCGUCUGUUACGUUCUAACUUUAACUAACCUACUCCCUAACGACCCGAACCGAUAUGGACAAAAAGGACGAACCGAUGCUCGUGGGGAUAUCAUGGCAUCAGCCCCGUGGUUCAGGAUGCCCUACCCAUGUCAGUGGGGAUUGCCAGUGGUAACAGUUGCUGGAGUGUUGGGGAUGCUGAGUGCAACCAUGGUGGGUAUUGUGGAGUCAAUUGGAGAUUAUUAUGCCUGUGCCCGUCUGUCAGGAGCAACACCACCUCCAAUUCAUGCUAUCAACAGGGGGAUCUUCAUUGAGGGCAUCUGCUGCAUCAUAGCAGGCCUGUUAGGGACAGGAAAUGGAUCAACCUCCUCUAGUCCCAACAUAGGUGUUCUUGGAAUCACCAAGGUGGGCAGCAGACGGGUGGUGCAGUAUGGAGCUGGGAUCAUGUUCAUCCUUGGAUUAGUUGGGAAGUUCACAGCUCUGUUUGCCUCUUUGCCAGAUCCCAUCCUUGGAGGAAUGUUCUGUACAUUGUUUGGUAUGAUCACAGCCAUUGGUCUUUCGAACCUGCAGCUAGUUGAUCUAAAUUCGUCCAGAAAUCUGUUUGUUCUUGGGUUCUCAAUGUUCUUUGGCCUAACCCUGCCAACAUACCUGGACACACACCCGAAUGCCAUCAGCACAGGUCUUGCAGAACUGGAUCAGAUUCUGACAGUUCUUCUGUCCACUGAGAUGUUUGUUGGAGGUUUUCUGGCUUUCUGUCUCGACAACACAAUACCAGGUACGAGGGAGGAGCGAGGACUAGUCCAGUGGAGCUCUUCAGGCUUCUCCACCUCCACAGGAACCUCCUCCUACAACUUUCCUCUGGGGAUGGAUGUGGUCAGACGGAUUCACUGGCUCCGCUGGUUUCCCAUCUGCCCUACCUUCACAGGUUUCAAGGUGUCUGAUGAAGCUCUGCCUCCUGUAGGGGAGGAGCAGGGAGGAGGAGAAGAGGAAGUGGGUGACGUCCCACUGCCAAGUACCAAGGUGUGACAGUGAAGUCAUCAACCUGAACCAAUUAGGGCAGCAGGAAGUGUCUAUCAGAUAUAAUUUGAUCACAUUAAAGUUGCAGUUUCUUCCAGAUGACUGAAUAGCUGAUCAGAAGGUUCAUCCAUUAAUAUGAUUAUUGAAUAAAUUAUGGCUCCUGCAGCUGGAAUGACUUAUGACAGUCCCAAUGAUUUAUGAUUAUGCCUGAACACGUCCUGUUUUCCAUCUGCUGUUGCUCCACCGCCUCUUCACCUUUAGUUUUAGAACCUGGAUGAAGUGUUUCAGUAAGAAGCUUUUUAAGCUUUUAAUAAAUUAAUUCAACUGUG